Messenger RNA from Cavenderia fasciculata, 3309 nucleotides. RefSeq names its product Endo-beta-N-acetylglucosaminidase. Gene Ontology annotation, biological process: protein deglycosylation. The record is from RefSeq and is a predicted model, not a curated record. Bases 1 to 3309 code for a protein of 1102 amino acids. Gene Ontology annotation, cellular component: cytoplasm. The transcript is spliced from 7 exons. Gene Ontology annotation, molecular function: mannosyl-glycoprotein endo-beta-N-acetylglucosaminidase activity. NCBI's taxonomy places the organism in Eukaryota, Evosea, Eumycetozoa, Acytosteliales, Cavenderiaceae.
AUGAUGGAGGAUACGAUCGUAUCCUCGGAGCCUUUGUGUGUUUUUCUACUUGUACAGAGUUGUAUAUUUAUAUGUAUAAUGUGUAUGUGUGUAUUAAUUAUGGAUUGCAGUAACAGUACGUUUCUUUUGUCAUCAUUUUUGAUUGAUACAAAUUCAGUUUCAUCAUCAUUCACUAUACCAACAUUCAAUACUGUCAAACAUGAUAUUGAUUCUAUCUCUUGUUGGUUAUUCGUUAAUAAACCUUUGGAGGGUGCUGUAUGUCAUACUAUAUUUGAAAUAGAACAACCACCAUCGUCGUCGUCGUCACCAAAGAAAGAAGGAUUAUACAUUGAUUCAUUAAAUCGAUUAUUCACAACACCAAAAUAUGAUUAUGAGCAUUACUAUAGUCAUCAAAAUGAUAAUCAUAACAAAGUACUAUUAAAACCAGAUCCAAUCAAGAUUGGUGAAUGGUUACAUAUAAAGAUUGUUUACAAUAGUCUAGAUACAUCUAUUCAUGUCAAUAAUGUACUUUAUCAUAAACAACAACGAAAAGAGGAAGACAAUGACUGCUCUCACCAACACAAUCAAAAGUCAAAAUACCCAAUAAGAAUUGGAGAUAACAAUACAAAAGACCGUUGUACAUUAUUCUCUGCAUUGAUAAACAACUUGGUAGUAUCAACUCUCAGAUACGAUGAAUCGAGUCAUUUAAAUAUAUAUUCAUCACCUCCCUCAUACCCUGAUAAACAAAUGUCUAUUGCAACAUCAAAUCAAUUCAAAGCAUUACCAAGUUUAAUUCAUCUUUUAGACUGGAGAUUUGACAACACCAAAGUAAAUACAUUUAAACUAGAAAAAAACAAUGGUAGAUCAAAUAAUCAACAAAUUAUUCAUUGUCAUGAUAUGAUGGGUGGUUAUUUACCUUAUGAAACAGACGAACAAGGUUAUCAAGGUUCCAGAAAGGACAAUAACCGUGGUGACAAUGAUGAAAAAGAUAAUGUAUUUUAUAAUUAUACAUUCAAGUAUUGGCAACUUGUUGAUACUUUUAUCUAUUUUACUCAUCAAAGAAUAUCUAUUCCUCCAAUUGGAUGGAUAAAUAGUUCACACAAAAAUGGUGUAAAGAUAUUGGGUACUAUUAUUACUGAAUGGGAAGGUGGUGUCAAUGAUGCUUGUAGAUUGGUUGAUGGUAUUGAUAUUGAUCUAAACUCUCAAGAGUUUAAAGGACAUGUAUUUAUAGAUCGUUUGGUUGAUAUUGCUGUUCACUGUGGAUUCGAUGGUUGGUUUAUUAAUAUUGAAUCGGAUCUACCCAACAAAAACUAUGCCAUAAAAUAUAAACAAAUGUUGGAAUAUUUUACAGAGACUAUGCAUAGAGCUGUCAAUGGAUCAUUGGUUAUUUGGUAUGAUAGUGUUUUGGAUGAUGGUACAUUGGUAUGGCAAAAUGAAUUAAACCAAAAAAAUAAGAUCUACUUUGAUGCAUGUGACGGAAUAUUCUUAAACUAUAAAUGGAAUGAGGAUAUGAUCAAAUCUUCUAGCCAAUUGGCAACCGAUAGAGAACACCAAGUGUAUGUUGGAACCGAUGUAUUUGGUAGAGGUACAUUUGGUGGUGGUAAAUUAAAUAGCUACAUUGGUGUUCAAAAAGCCUAUAAACAUAAACUAUCUAGUGCUAUAUUUGCUCCAGCUUGGACAUGGGAAGCUAACCAAUCAUCUCAUCUUCAAUUCCAAUUAAAAGAAUCAAAUUUAUGGGUUGGUCCUUUAUUUAAUAAUUUAAUUGAAAAUGGAUGUGUUUUUGAUAAUAAUUUGGAUGGUUGGAAUAAUCAUACUUUAGAAAAAGGUGAUGUAUGGGUGACAGCAAAGAAUGAAGGAAUGAAUAGAGGUAAUUGUUUUAAAUCAUCAUAUCAUAGUGUAAUGUCACAAGAAAUAGAUCUUUUAAAAAAGGGAUAUUCCAAACAAGAGUUGGAUUUAAUGCCAAUCAUCUACUUUGAAUUCUAUCAUUGUGGUACUGGUCCAAAAUUUAAUGAUUUUAUAUCUUACCAGAUUGAAUUGAGAGAUGAAAAUCAUAAAUCAUUAUACACUGAUAAAUUAGAACAAGAAAUUAUUACAACCAAUCAAUUUAAAAAGUAUUCAACUGAAAUUGAGAGUCCACUUGAGGGUGUAAGAUACAUCUAUAUAGAGUUUAUUGGAAGGGAUAUAGAGCAUUGGGCUGGUCAUUUUGGUCCAAGAAUUACAUCUAUUCAUCUACAUUUAAAUGUAAAGACAACCACCAAAACAACAACGGAAACCAAUUGUAUCUUGGCAGAAAUGGGUGAGAGAGUGUCAAAGACAGAGUUACCAUUUAUCAACCACUUUAAUGUUGGAAAAUCAAAUGGUGGAUACUUUAUAAAUGGUAAACAAGUUAUGAACAACAACAAGGAAUGGAUUAAUCUUUCAGAUAUGGAUGUAAUGGGAUGUUACGAAUAUGGAUAUUGGUGUGGUUCUCCUCUUGUUUCAAAUAGUGUCAUCUAUGAUGAUUCUUAUUUUGGAGGAAGUUGUUUAAAUGUAAAAGGAAAAUUGAUUGAACCAUUCAAUUAUUUCCUUUUCACAUUGUUUAAUUUAGAUGUAAAGUGUCUCAACAACAAGGAUUUGAUGAUAUCAUAUACUUUUAAAUGGAUUCACAACCAACAACAAUUAAAUCAUUCAAUCAAUGUGGCUUUGGUUAUUAAACUAGAAAAUGGCCCUGUUAAUAUUCUUACAGACAAUAAUAAUGAUAAUAAUGAUAAUAAUAACCAACAACAACAAAACAACUCUUCUCAAUUCAAUCAUAUAUUUGGAAACAAUAGAAUGAUGAUUUUAAAUCAAAACUCAGACUACAACACUAAUAAUUGGACAACUAGAUCAUUUAGUGUUUCAAAAGAUCUUUUAACCAACCAAUUGACCAUUAAAUCAAUUCAAUUAUUAAUUUACAACAAUAAUAAUGAUAAUAGUAAUAAUAGUCGAUUUGAUUUAAAUUUAGGAGAAUUAAAUCUACAAUGGAAGGAAGAGGAAACUUCUAAAGCAUUUAUUGUUGAAAAUGAUAGUAUCAAGUUUGAAAAGAUAUGGAACAAGAAAUCAAUGUAUAAUGGUCAGGAUAUAUAUGAUAUACUUUGUCAUUGGAAUGUAUCGACAGCAACAGCAGCAGCAUCAUUUACAAUGGUAUAUUUGAAUGAUAAAUGGUUGGGAAAGUCCUUUACCAAUAGAUAUUGCAUAUCAUCGGAUCUGAUUCAUCACCAAACCAAAGAUGAUGAUAAUAUCGUAUCAUUUCACUUUUAUGAUGAUACCUAUCAUUUAAUAUCUAUUGUCAGUAAAAGAAUUACUGAAUGA